AAUUUGUGCAAGAAAACAAAACAAAGAUAUUUAUUAAUAAUAAUUUAUAUACAAAAUGUCCUUUCUACGUGGUUCGGUGAACUACGUGUGGUGCACAACAAGUGUGCUGGGAAAGGGCGCCACCGGCUCUGUGUUUCAGGGCGUAAAUAAGACAACUGGUGAAUCGGUGGCAGUUAAGACAUUUAAUCCAUACAGUCACAUGCGGCCUGCAGAUGUGCAGAUGCGCGAGUUUGAGGCUCUCAAAAAAGUAAAUCAUGAGAACAUUGUUAAACUGUUGGCCAUUGAGGAGGAUCAGGAGGGUCGCGGUAAGGUGAUUGUUAUGGAGCUGUGCACAGGCGGCAGUCUGUUUAAUAUACUCGACGACCCAGAGAACUCGUACGGUCUGCCUGAGCACGAGUUUCUACUGGUGCUGGAACAUCUAUGUGCCGGCAUGAAGCAUUUGCGUGACAACAAGCUAGUGCAUCGCGAUCUCAAGCCUGGCAAUAUUAUGAAAUUUAUAUCUGAGGAUGGCCAGACAAUAUACAAGCUAACAGACUUUGGUGCUGCUCGCGAGCUGGAGGAUAAUCAGCCAUUUGCCUCGCUCUACGGCACAGAGGAGUAUUUGCAUCCUGAUCUCUACGAGCGCGCUGUGUUGCGCAAGUCCAUACAGCGUUCAUUCACCGCCAAUGUAGAUUUAUGGUCUAUUGGUGUGACGCUCUAUCAUGUAGCCACUGGCAAUUUACCAUUCAGACCCUACGGCGGUCGCAAGAACCGCGAGACAAUGCAUCAGAUAACCACAAAGAAAGCGUCUGGUGUUAUAUCAGGCACCCAAGUAUCAGAGAACGGACCAAUUGAGUGGUCAACUACUCUGCCGCCACAUGCGCAUCUCUCGCAAGGAUUAAAGACGCUCGUCACACCAUUGCUGGCCGGCUUACUGGAGGAGAAUCGUGAAAAGACUUGGUCCUUCGACCGGUUUUUCCAAGAAGUGACGCUUAUCUUACGCAAGCGUGUCAUUCAUGUGUUUUUUACCAAUCGAACUAGCUCGGUAGAAGUUUUUCUGGAGCCCGAGGAGCAAAUUGACAACUUCAGGGAGCGCAUAUUCCUGCAGACAGAGGUGCCGCUUGAAAAGCAAAUAUUGCUAUUUAACAACGAGCAUCUUGAAAAAAAAGUAACUCCACGCACUAUAGCCAAAGCUUUUCCUGCAACAACCACAGAGCAGCCCAUAUUCCUCUAUAGUAACGAUGACAACAAUGUGCAACUGCCACAGCAAUUGGAAUUGCCGAAAUUUCCAGUAUUUCCACCAAAUGUGUCCGUGGAAAACGAUGCUAGCCUAGCAAAGGCUGCUUGUAGCGUUGGUCAUGAGUGCAAAAGGCGUGUCGACAUAUUUACCACAAUGGACAUUUUGAUCAAGAAAGGUGUGGAGAACUUUAUAGAGAUGUUGAUUACUACCAUAACAUUGCUGCUGAAAAAAACGGACAGCUUUGAUAAUCUCUUAUCGACGGUUGUGGACUAUGCGGAUGUGGUGCAGAGCAUGGCUCAAGUGACAAAAGGAGACCAGGGAUUAAAGUCGCUGCUUACCACGUUGGAUAGUGUGAAAAAUGAUUUCGAUGGUGCUGGCGAUGUCAUAACGCAAAUGCACAAGCAUUUUGUCACAGAUGAUGAACUAAAUGAUCAGUGGACAUCAUCGAUGCAUGGCAAAAAGUGUCCGUGUCGCACGAGAGCCAGCGCGCAAGCAAAAUAUCUUGUGGAGCGCUUGCGAGAUUCGUGGCAGCAUUUGCUGAGGGAUCGAGCUACGCGAACAUUGACCUACAACGAUGAGCAGUUCCAUGCGCUGGAAAAGAUAAAGGUUGACCACAAUGGCAAACGCAUAAAGCAGCUACUUCUGGAUAAUGUCAGUCCUGCUGUAGCACAAAUGGCUGAGUGCUUGGCUGAUUGGUAUAAGCUGGCUCAGACUGUUUAUUUAAAGACGCAAAUACUGGAGAAAGAUGUGCGUGACUGUGAGCGCAAGUUGCAUAGCAUUCGCGAUGAGCUUUACCACAUCAAAUCGGAGCAGAAGCUGGAUGUGGACACCAAGACUAUUAACAAUAAUAAUCAGUUGGCCAAAAUUGAGGAACGAAAUCGAUUGCGUGUUAUGAAGCAGCAGCAGUUGGAGGUGAUGAGCAUGAUGAAGAAAAAUAGUGAACUGAUAGGAUUACUUAAUAAUUUAGGCGUUGUCAGUGUAAAGGCAAAAAGUUCAGAUGCAUGAGUAAGUGGUAGCUUAGUUUA
Messenger RNA from Drosophila busckii, 2244 nucleotides. RefSeq names its product serine/threonine-protein kinase TBK1 (gene IKKepsilon). The transcript has 7 exons. Gene Ontology annotation, biological process: peptidyl-serine phosphorylation. The coding region runs from base 56 to 2224 and encodes 722 amino acids. Gene Ontology annotation, molecular function: ATP binding; protein binding; protein serine/threonine kinase activity. Gene Ontology annotation, cellular component: cytoplasm. NCBI's taxonomy places the organism in Eukaryota, Metazoa, Arthropoda, Insecta, Diptera, Drosophilidae. The record is from RefSeq and is a predicted model, not a curated record.